Messenger RNA from Rhinocladiella mackenziei CBS 650.93, 804 nucleotides. RefSeq lists its product as uncharacterized. The transcript has 2 exons. The record is from RefSeq and is a predicted model, not a curated record. The coding region runs from base 1 to 804 and encodes 267 amino acids. NCBI's taxonomy places the organism in Eukaryota, Fungi, Ascomycota, Eurotiomycetes, Chaetothyriales, Herpotrichiellaceae.
AUGCUCCUCCGCCGCCCUGCCUCUUCUUCCUCAUCUUCAUCCUCCGACCCUAACAAACCAAUCGUGCUCGAGCAACCAGACAAAUUCCGACCUCCCUCGCACCCCGCGCGACUCUCCCGACGAGUUCCCCGCGCUUAUAACCAGGGCACCACCGCAGAGGAGAGAGAGCGGCAGAAGACACGGACGUAUCCGCACAUGUUUCCUAAGAAGGGAUCGUUUAUGCAUUGGUUCCUUACGGACCGGCGGAUUCAUCUUUGGAUUACCAUGGGCACACUAACUCUCCUGGCCCUGAUCACACUGACGCAAACAUUUCUCAAAACCUCGCCGUACGCACACUUGCUCCCGCCCAUCUCGACGCUCCCGUUCCACCCGAUCCAGUACGCGCGCGAAGCCCUGUCAGUGAUCCGACUACACAUCGAAUACACGACGCAGCAGACCAACGAGUCACGACAGCAGAAGAUCCUCGACGCACAGAAACGCCGCCUGUACCGUCGGGCGCAUGGGAUGGAGAAUCUCGACGCCGAUGAAGAGCAGGGUAUCGAUGUCCGCGGCCUCGUACCUUGGGAUGAUGGCCUGACGAACAAAGAACGCGCACGGGGCGGGAGGGACGUGGUGCUUACGGGGCGAGAUGUGGUCGCAUUGGGGGGCCAGGUGGGCGAUGAUAUCGAGAAGUUUGGGGAAAAGUUAAGAGAUAUGGAGCAAGAGGGCGUGGAUGUCCGGGGCAUGAUUGAGAGGGAGAGGCAGGAAGAUGUGCCGCCAUCUUCGCCGCGGAGAAAGAGGAAGUUGUGGUUGGGUAUUUGGUAA